Molecule: messenger RNA, 5425 nt
Organism: Tarenaya hassleriana
Lineage: Eukaryota; Viridiplantae; Streptophyta; Magnoliopsida; Brassicales; Cleomaceae
Exons: 5
Coding region: 46-4839 (1597 amino acids)
Cellular component (GO): nucleus
Molecular function (GO): chromatin binding
Source: RefSeq, a predicted model, not a curated record
GAGGCGCGGAUUGAUGGUUCUCGAAGGGGAAAAUGCAAGGUGGCUAUGCAUGGGAGGGCAUGUGAGGAGAGGAAAAGGAGACGGCACAUGUGGACAGCUCCCUCGCGUGCAACUGCGAGUGUAAAAACCAUUGCAUCUUCUUCUUCUGCUGCUGUAACUUCUUCGUCGCUUUUGUUGUCCUCUUCUUCAACCAAUUCCUUCUUCAAGGACGGACGCAAAAUCAGCGUUGGUGAUUGCGCUUUGUUUAAACCACCGCAGGAUUGCCCACCAUUCAUAGGAAUAAUUCGCUCAGUAACUUCUGUAGGGGAGAAUCAGCUCAACUUGGGUGUGAAUUGGCUGUAUCGACCUGCUGAAGUAAAGCUUGGCAAAGGCAUCCUUUUGGACGCUGCGCCAAACGAAAUAUUUUACUCCUUUCAUAAGGAUGAGAUUCCUGCUGCAUCCUUACUUCACCCGUGUAAAGUUGCUUUCCUUCCUAAAUGCGUUGAACUGCCAUCUGGGAUUUGCUCGUUUGUGUGUUGGCGUGUAUAUGACAUCACCCACAAGUGUUUAUGGUGGCUGACAGAUCAAGACUAUAUUGAUGAACAGCAGGAAGAAGUAGAUCAGCUAUUGUGUAAGACACAUUUGGAAAUGCAUGCAACAGUACAGCAAGGUGGACGCUCACCGAAACCAAUGAAUGGUCCAACAUCGACAUCACAGUUGAAGACAAUUUCUGAUAGUGUACAGAAUAGUGGCUCUUCCUUUCCUUCUCAGGUGAAAGGGAAGAAGAGGGAACGUGUGGAUCAAGGUUUCGAGCCUGUAAAACGGGAAUGUGCCGCGAGGGUUGAAGAUGUUGAUUCUGUUCAUAAUAAAUGGGAGAUUACUUUAAGAUGUGAGAUUGCAAAUAUUACGGAAAAGGGGGGCCUCAUGGAUUCGGAUGGGGUCGAGAAGUUAGUCCAACUCAUGUUGCCUGAAAGGAAAAUAGAUUUAACAAGCCGAUCAAUGCUUGCUGGUGUAGUCGCAGCAACAGAUAAGUAUGAUUGUCUUAGCAGAUUCGUUCAGCUGAGAGGACUCCCUGUGUUUGAUGAAUGGCUUCAGGAAGUGCAUAAAGGGAAGAUGGGUGAUGGUACUAGUCCCAAGGAUGGAGAUAGAUCAACUGAAGAGUUCGUAUUAGUAUUAUUACGUGCUUUGGAUAAGUUGCCUGUUAAUCUCCAUGCACUUCAGAUGUGCAACAUUGGGAAAUCUGUUAAUCAUUUGAGAUCGCAUAAGAAUGUUGAGAUUCAGAGGAAAGCAAGGAGUUUGGUUGACACAUGGAAAAAGCGUGUUGAAGCUGAAAUGGAUGCUAAGUCAAGCUCUGGACAGGGUGUUUCAUGGACUGGAAGGCGUCUGCCUGAAAGUCCUCAUGGAACCAUAAAGACUGCAAUAUCACACUCCCAUUCUUCUAAAUUGUCUUCGGUUAAACUGAUCCAAGGGGAAAAUAAUACAAAAUCUGCUUCUCCAUCCCCUGGCGCUACAAGGUCAGCCCUGUCACCCACAUCAGGUGGUCUGAACAUGAAAGAGGGACAACAAAGAAAUUCUGGUGGUGUUGCUGUAUCUGAUGUUCCUCCAAUAUCUUUAAGGGAUGAGAAAAGCAGUAGCUCCAGUCCAUCUCACAAUAAUAGUCAGUGCUAUUCGAGCGACCAUGCUAAAACAGGGGGUAUCUCAGGAAAGGAGGAUUCAAGGUGUACCACCACAGGAUCACUAAACGUGAAUAAGAGCUCAGGUGGGUCUUCUCGCCACCGGAGAUCGGUCAAUGGUUUUCAGGGGUCUGUCUCAUCAGCAGGUCAUAGGGAAAGUGGUUCAGUCAGAAAUUCUACGCUGCCAAGGAGUAAUUCCAGUUCAGAGAAAGUAUCAGAGUUCAAUUCCACAUGUGAAAAGGCUUAUGAAGUACCAGCAGCUGAGGGUAAUACUCAUAAAUUGAUUGUCAAGAUACCAAAUCUGGACCGCUGUCCUUCGCAAACCACUGGUACCGCAUCCAUUGAAGAUGUUGCAGCUGUGAAUAGCAGAGCUUCUUCUCCUGUACUUUGCGAGAAGAAUGAUCAACUUGAUCAGAAUCUGCAAGAAGAAAAGUCUGAUACACAUAGGGCAAUUAUUAGCUCCGAUGUGCAUAAUGAGUCGUGGCAGAGCAAUGAUAGCAAAAAUGCACUGGCUGGUACAGAUGAGGGUGGAGGUUCUCCAUCUAUUCCAAAUGAAGAGCGAUGCAGGACAGUAGAUGACUCUAGGAAAAUGCCUGAAGUCCCGAAAGCAAGUUCACCGCAAUCUGUGAAUGAGCUUCCAGGGAAACCACAUGAGAAUCCUUUUAGCUCCAUAAAUGCUUUAGUUGAAAGUUGUGUGAAGUAUUCCGAGGUUAAUGCGCCUGUAGCAGCUGGAGAUGAUGUCGGAAUGAAUCUUCUUGCUAGCGUAGCAGCUGAUGAAAUUUCUAAGUCCGAAAUGGUUUCACCAACUGGUUCACCUCAGACAAAUGAGAACUCGUAUGUCGGAAAUGAUUCAAGGCAGAAUUUGUUCUCUGAUGAUCUUGCUGAGGCUCUUCCCAUUAAUGGUGCAAAAAUGGAAAAUGAGAAGCAGGACUUUGUUGGUGGUAACGUGUGGCCAAGAGAGGCUGAAAUCAAGUCACACUUUGACCCUGUAGCUGAUAUGGGUGGGAAAUUGGAUUCUUCUGCUCUGAAGCACCCUGUAAAUCAGUGCUUAGGGAACAAUGGACAGUCUAGAGAUGCAGAAAAAACAUCAACUGCCGUGUCCUCUGCAAAUGAGAUUAUGAAGACUACAGAUGAUGAUAUGAUCAAAGAAUCCAAAGACAUAGUAGCUGAUGGCAUCCUUGCUGAUGGUGUUUCAGAUGCGAAACAAAAGUUGUCAGCCGAUAAUAAAAUUGGUGACUCAGGUGUGAAAGUAGAGAAUGAAGUUUCCGGCUCCCAACCAUUCUUAGAAAGCAAUCAAAGUAACAAGGAUGAACUGAAGCCGCCAAUCAUAAAAUCAAGUUCUGAAGUAGUAACAGGAACUGAUGACUCCACAUUGCCUCUUGUUUCUGCAAAUGUUGAUGAGCUUAAAGCUGAGAAGACUGAUGAAAUGGAGACAGACAGUCAUCGUGAUCCUACAAAGGGGCAGAAAAUCGAGGGAGAGUCUUCUGCUAGUGGGAAGCAAGUAGGGGCUGGUUUAGUUUCAUCAUUAACUAACUACAAAGUUGAGCAUGUUGGGGAGAAUUUAGAUGGUAAAGAAGAUAAUGAGCAGCAAUCUGGUGUACAGUCUCAUCCAACAGUAUCCUCCUCUUUGAUGGUUAAGGACAAAGGAGAACAGAGUACAAAAGGGAGGGAAUCCAGGUUGAACACUUCUGGGGCGGGCGAGACAGACGAGUCUACUUCUGUUGUUGGAGAUGCUUCUUCUUCUUCUGUUGCAGACAGAGAUACAAAAGUUGAGUUUGAUCUAAAUGAAGGCUUCAGUGGAGAUGAUGGGAGGAAUGUAGAUUUUGGUAACUUAGCAGGAGCAGGAAUAUCAACACAUGUUCAAUUUUCUACACCGUUUCCUGCUUCAAUAACAGUAGCCACUGCUGCAAAGGGGCCCUUUGUUCCACCUGAAGACCUUUUGAAGAACAAAAGGGUGCAUGGUUGGAAAGGUUCAGCUGCUACAAGUGCAUUUCGUCCGGCUGAACCUAGGAAUUCUCUCGAGGUACUGCAUGCAACAAAUAAUACUGCUCGGUUGGAUUGUAAUACUCAAAAACAGAGUCGGCCUCCACUUGAUAUUGAUUUGAAUGUUCCAGAUGAGAGAGUCCUAGAAGAUUUGGUCUCCCAAACAUCAGGUCAGGCUUCGAUAUGUGGUAUUUCAAAUAAUUAUUUAUAUGAUCAGAAGAUGGGUUCUGCCCCUGCGCAGUCUGCUGGUGGACUUGAUCUUGAUUUGAACAGAGUUGAUGAAACCACAGAUUUUGGAAACUAUGCUGGCAACAGUCACAAGUUGGAUGCAUCUUUUCAGCCUGGUAGACAAGUAUCAAGUGGUCGAAUGACUGAUGAAGCAGGCAGACAGAGGGACUUCGAUCUGAAUAAUGGACCUGUGGUCGAUGAUAUAAAUCCCGAACCAUCAACCAUAUUUGCUCAAAAUACUGCUAGAAGCAGUUUGCCUUCGCAGCCAGCCCUUCCUGGUAUACGAGUUAAUGGCGCCGAUAUGGGGAACUUGUCAUCAUGGUUUCCCACAGCCAGUUACUCAGCGACUGUACCCCCCUCAGUUAUGCCUGAUAGAGAUAUGCCUUUCCCGAUAGUUGCAAGCGGUGGGCCGCAGAGAUUUUUAGGUCCAACAAAUGGUCCCUCCUCCUUAAAUCCUGAUCUGUAUAGAGGGCCCAUCUUGUCUUCUUCCCCUGCUGCUCCGUUCCAGGCUACUGCUCCAUUUCAGUAUCCAGUCUUCUCCUUCGGUACCAGUUUCCCUCUAUCUUCGGCCACUUUCUCUGGUGGUUCUGCUACAUAUGUGGACUCUUCAUCUGCUGGACGGCUUAGUUUUCCUCCCAUUAACUCUCAACUGCUGGGGCCAGCCAUUGCUGUCCCGUCCAAUUAUCCACGAUCUUACGUUGUUAAUCUCACGGAUGGUAAUAACAGUGGCGGUGGUUCAGAACCUAGCAGAAAAUGGUUCAGGCAGGACCUAGACCUAAACACUGGCCCUGGAGUCCCAGAUACCGAAGGAAGAAACGAAGCAUCCUCUGUUGCACCCUCAAGGCCAUUGUCAGCAUCCAGUUCACAGACCCUCAUGGAGGAGCAAGCAAGGAUAUUUCAGACGCCCGGUGGCGUUCUGAGGAGGAAGGAGCCUGAUGGAGGAUGGGAAGGAUAUAAGCAAUCUUCGUGGCAUUGAACUAAAAACAUGGUGUGGGGAAACCUCGUACACCUUGGGAGUCGUCCCACAGCCACAGAGGGAAAGGGUGGUGAGUUAUUUGAUGGUUUGCUCAUUAAUACACACAGCCUCUGUGUUAACUUUAUUAGCAUAAAGAAAAUCUGCGUCUCCAGGUGCUUUUGUUUCUUCCCCAUGGCAUAAAUUUGAUCUUAGGUGACUGCGAUCAGUUUGCCCCCUCUGUAGAUAUCUCUUUUUUGUUCAUUUAUACAUCUUCUUAUUAACAGUUUGGAAAAAGAAGAAAGCAUGCCCUUGCUGGUGUUAUUAGCCCAGCUUCUGACAACGAUGUUGCAUUCCCAAAAACUCGUUUCAGUGCAUUCACAUUACUCUUCGAAAUCAAGCAACAGGAUUGAUAAUGACGAGGCAAGUAGUGUAUGUUUGGUGCUUGUAAUCGUGGACGCAAAUAGGUGACGAUGGAGUUUUGAUGUCUUGAUAAUGAAUGGUUGAAGAAGAGAAGAGGAGUGUGACUGUGUUGUUUUAUGAAGCUUAGGCUAUGUUUGGUGUUCCAUCUUCAAACUCCUUUAAGCUGUCUUUGCUUUCGUUAUUUGCA